AGAGAGGAGAGAAAGGAAGGAAAGAAGAAGAAGAAGUAAGAAAAGAGAGGGAUUCUCGUCAUGGGCACCACCUCAAGCCGAUUCAAUUCCGAUUUGCAAUGCUCGGAAUUUGAGUACUUGGGCUUGAGUAACUCUAAUCGGUUGGUUUAAGCUUUCUCAGGUCCUGAAUUAGUGGCCAUUAAAGCAAGAGCAUCAUUGUGGGGGCUUUUGGGAGCUGGACUUUAGGUGGUUUGAGGCUGCGUCCUUUAGGAGGAAGGACGGCCGUGUCACCCUCAUCCCUUUAGGAUUCAGGUUGUGACAAAUAUAGUCGAUUCAUCUUCGUUGUUGCGUUUUCCUUUCGUCUACUAUUUCCCUUCCGAUCCUUGUGCCCCUUGAAGUACGAAGUACCAAAAACUCAGCUCUGCCCAGUCUUCUUAUUGGGCAACCCGAAUAGAGGCAUUUCAUUCUUCGAUAUUGACAGAGAGAGCCCAGUUCGAAAGUUAUAGGAGAAGUAAAAAUGAAAUGUGAUCCAGUGUUUGGGCGUUCUUUCGCGGUGUUGGUCGGGUCGAUUCUUCUUUCUACGCUCGCACGCAAUUUUGUCAAAAGCAACAAGAACACACAUCGAAAAGGUGAUGAUAUUGACACGUCUAAUUCAUCUGCUGCUCCGGCGAGAAGUGAUAACUACGAUGUGUUCUUGAGCUUCAAUGGCAAGGAUACUCGCAAAACCUUCACGGAUCACCUCUACAACAGCCUAGUCGAUGCUGGAAUUCGUGUGUUCAAAGAUGACAAUGAGCUUCGCGAAGGUGAGAAGAUCAGCAACAACCUUCUCCAGGCCAUUAAGAACAGUAAGAUCUCAAUUCCGAUUCUCUCUCAAAAUUAUGCUUCAAGCAAAUGGUGCCUUCAAGAGCUUGCUGAGAUGAUAGAGUGCAUGAAAAGCAUUGGGCACUUUGUCUUGCCCAUAUUUUACCGAGUUGAACCGGGCCAUGUGCGACACCAGAUAGAAAGCUUUGGAAAGACUUUCUCCCAUUUAAAUAGGAAGUAUUUGGAAGAAGAUGUUGCGAAAUGGAAACAAGCACUCCAAGAAGUGGCUUCCCUAAAGGGAUGGGAAUCAGAGAAAACUGCUCUCGGCCACGAAGGAGCAUUGGUGAAAAUAGUGGUAAAAAAAAAUUUGAGCGAGUUAAAGAAGGCCUUUCAGUUGGUUGUUACUGAACAACUUAUUGGAAUCGAUAAUGCUGUGGAGGAUAUUUUGAGAGUGCUGGAUAAUAAACCCAAUGCCACCCAAAUUGUCAGUAUUCAUGGAAUGGGGGGGGGCAUUGGUAAGACAACUUUAGCUAAGGUCAUCUAUAACAAGCUCUUCGACAAAUUUCAACAUCGUAGUUUCAUUGCAGAUAUUCGAGAAUCCUCACAACGCAAGGGCAUUUCAUGUUUGCAGAAUCAAUUAAUAUUUGAUAUACAAAAAAUGAACAAUCAAGCAUCUAAUGUGGAUGAAGGAAUCGGGAUUAUGGAAUCUAGAUUUGAACAUAAGAAAGUCCUAAUUCUUCUAGAUGAUGUGGAUCAUAUCGAUCAAAUCAAAUCUUUGGUUGGCAAGCGUGAGUGGUUUAUGGUAGGAAGUAGGAUAAUCAUUACCACAAGAAUAAGGUCUGUCCUUGACAAAGCCGAGGUGACCAGCAGGUACGAACUCAAGGAAAUCGCCAAGGAUAAAUCUUUGAUCUUAUUUAGUAGGUAUGCCUUUCUAAGGGACUGUCCUCCGUGUGAAUUUGAGUCUCUUUCUUGUGCCAUCGUAUCCACUACUGGAGGGCUUCCCUUAGCCCUUGAGGUUAUAGGUUCGUCUUUGUUUGGGCGAAACCGAGCAUUUUGGCAAGACACAUUAAAGAAAUUAAAGGAAAAACCACAUAUGGAAGUGCAAGAGAAGCUGAGGAUAAGUUACGAUGCAUUAAACUACGAGGAAAAGCAAAUAUUUUUGGAUAUUGCUUGUUUCUUCAUUGGAUAUGAUUUAAGAUAUGUAUCUUACAUGUGGGAUGCAUAUAACCUUCUUCCAAUGAUGGGGAUUGAAAGAUUGAUUUUUAUGUCGCUAAUAAAAAUUGGAGAUGAUGGAGAGUUGAAAAUGCAUGGCCAACUGAGAGACCUUGGUAGGGAAAUUGUUCGUCAAGAAGAUUACGGUGUGCCUAUGAAUCGAAGUAGGUUGUGGGUGCAUGAGGAAGCCUUGGAAGUAUUUCAGAGAAAUAAGGGAAUUGAAAAAGUUCGUGUUCAGGCCAUCAGUGACAGAUCGCAGAGGGAAUUCACAACCAAGCAAUUUGAGACACUACCGAACUUAAGGUUCCUUGAAGUUGGUGAUGCAAAACUGAUCGGAGAUUCCAAGGACUUGCUUCCUAAGUUACGAUGCCUUGAGUGGAUGGGACGUCUUGCAUUUGUGCCCACUAGUUUUCAUCUAGAGAAAUUAGUCAUACUUAACUUAUCAGAAAGUGACGUUUCAGAACUUUGGGAAGGUUGGAGUCAUCUCAAGGUGGCAAAGCAGUUAAAAGUUCUAUUUCUUGAAUCUUGCCAUUGUUUAAAUGUAACUCUUGAUCCCUCAGCCUUUCGAAAUUUGGAGGUGUUAGUCCUCCGUGAAUGUAGUAAUCUGAAGCGAAUUCACCCUUCUAUUGGGGAAGCCAAGGGUCUCAUUUUUUUGAACUUGGAAGGAUGUGAGAAACUCCAAGAGAUACCCCAAGAAAUGGGCAAAUUGAAAGAAUUGAAGGAACUUUACAUAGGCAGGGACUGCUAUAGAGGAAAUUCCUCCAUGCAUCGGUUUUUUGGAGAAGUUGGAGGUGCUUGAUGUCAGUAGUUGCGGAUCAUUGGUUGCAAUUCCUGACUCAAUUAGCAAUUUGGUAAAUUUGUCGACCCUUUGCUUGAAUGAUUGCUUCAAGUUAUGUAGACUUCCAGAUAGCAUCAGAUCCCUUCUAAAAUUGCAGUGCCUAUCAUUAAGCGGAGUGGGGGUUUCACAAGAUUCACAAUUUGAUUGUGCUCUCUAUCAUAUUCCCAACUCAAUUGGAAAGUUGGAGUGUCUAAUUGAAUUAUUAUUGUCACGAUCAGGCAUUUGUGAAUUACCCGAAUCCAUCGGAGAUUUAAAAAACUUGAAAAUUUUGAAUAUUUAUAAUAGUAAGAAACUGAGUAAUUUACCUAGUACUAUUAACAAGUUGGCCAACCUUGAAGAAUUAAAUGCCACAGGAUGUGAGAGUCUAGGAGGGGAAAUUCAUGUAGAUGGGUUGUCUUCACUAAAAAUCCUUCAAUUAAGUCAUACACGCAUUUCCGGCUUCCCUGACGCAUUCGAUAAACUUUCUCAUCUUGAGAAGCUUGAUUUAUAUGACUGCAAGAUGCUUCAAUCAUUGCCACAAAGCAUCAGUAAGUUGCCUUCUCUACAACACCUUGAGUUAAGAAAUUGUGACAGUCUCCAGUCAUUGCCAAAGCUUCCUGCCUGUUUAACAGUUUUGGGAGUCACUUGUCAGCAUCACAAAUUGCCUCAACUUUCCCAUCUAAUCCUCCUAAAAGAGCUCAUUGUUUUGGAUUGCCCAUUGCUGGAAUCCAUGCCGGAGCUUCCCUCAGGAUUACUGAAGCUUUAUGUCCAUGAUUGUGAUGAGUUGAAGGAGUUACGAAGUUUGUCAAAUUUGAAAUUCUUGUCAAAGUUAGACCUCUAUUCGUGCAUCAAGCUGAGAGAAAUCAAGGGUCUGGAAGCAUUAAAAUCUUUAGCAAAACUUAAGUUAUCUGAAUGCUGGAAGUUGUCCAACCUUGAUGGCCUUGAACAUCUAUUGAAAAACUUGAAAAAAUUGGACAUCAAAGGGUGCAGAUCCAUUGAAAGAUUACCAGACCUCUCGUGCUUUGAUAACCUGACAUAUCUAGACAUUAGAGGGUGCUUGAAGCUUCGUGAUGUUAGGGGACCGGAGAGUCGCAAAUGCGUUCAAAUGAGGGAUUCAACUCCAGGCCGGGGCAAAUUGUCCACAUUCAUCGAAUCUCGAGAUUUAAUGAAAUGAUGGGGGUGAAUCCUGCACGAAAUUGAGGAGAGAGCUCCGGGAAUCAAGGCGUCUAGACUCUAAAAGACGUUGAGCGAUGCAACUUAUCGAAUUUCAUAUCUUCAUUGCACGACUGCUGCAUGGAGAAUUCGUUCAUGAAAAGAAUGCCCCGAAGAGUAGAGCACUUGGCCACAUCGUUCGGAACGAUUCACGAUUCCUUUGAAAGAGUAAUGUUUUCCUUCUCUUACAUGAUUCAAGCAACGGAAAAGCUGAUGGAGAAGUAUGUCUGGAUGCUUCGGAGAAAUCAUUCUCUUGAUAAUGCCAACAGUCAUCGGAAUGCCUUCUAAGUACAUCAGAUGUCAUAGCCAUCAAGUAAGAUUGCUCAUCUUGGAUAAGCUCUUAAUGGCUGUAACAAGCAAAUCUAAGUGAUGGUUUUCUGGAGCUAUUGACUUGGAAGAAUGAUUUGCUUCUUCCCUUGACAUCUAUUUGGUUAUGUUUAUUUGCCUAUACAUAUACUUUCGAUUUCAUUUUAUUCGUGGGGAUGCUCAAAGGGAUGAACAAUUGCUUCAAAUAAGUUAUAUGUACUCUUCGGGAAAACCCUCUAACUUUUGUUAUCUCAGUUCCUUAACAAUUA
This is a messenger RNA of Eucalyptus grandis, 4596 nucleotides long. RefSeq names its product disease resistance protein RPV1-like. The transcript is spliced from 7 exons. Bases 497 to 2791 code for a protein of 764 amino acids. Gene Ontology annotation, biological process: defense response; signal transduction. The record is from RefSeq and is a predicted model, not a curated record. Gene Ontology annotation, molecular function: ADP binding. Lineage: Eukaryota; Viridiplantae; Streptophyta; Magnoliopsida; Myrtales; Myrtaceae.